AUGGCCGAUCCUCGAUCCCGUCAUUCGGGUCGAAGAUCCCCUGUUUUCAAUCCCGCGCGGGCUUCAAUGCCCGUCAAUAUUGGCUACAACCUACCAUACACCGGCGAGCUUCAUGCCACUCCUACCACCCGCUACGACCCUCCAGCCCCUCGACGCCAUGAGCCCAAGCCUGCGACCGGCCCAGCUCCGCCCUCCGCUACCGUUACGACGACAUAUAACGUCACCAAAGAGCCCGUAUCGAGAAGCCUAAGCCGAUCAAACCGACAUCGCUCCUCAACCGCCGACUCCCACUCUGGCAAACCCAUCAUUGUGACCACCAACCAUCCUCGGUCUCACGCACCGACAAGCCAUGCUUCUGGAAGCGUGAGAACCGGUAGCCCCGCUCGUGAGGCGUACCGCACUAAUGAUGAUGCCUACUAUGCCGUUCAACCUGCCUCAUCGAUCCGCUCACGCAGCCACAAUCGCCAUAGCUAUCACCAAGGGGCACCUCUGGGCGAUGAGUUUUAUCGUUUACGAGAACGGGUCGCUGGUACUAGUGGAACUGGAGCUGCUGUUGGUGACGAUAGGUUUUGGGGCCCUGUUAGAACGAGUACCGACAAUUUCCGCAACCCUCGACCCCAUCUACUGUACACAACUCCAGCUCACCCCGCCCAUCAUGCAACUCCCGUCUAUCCCAGCGGCUCGGCGGCACCGAGCGAGCUGGUUAGAUAUGAUCUAGACCACGAUCGAGACCGAAGGACUCGACGUGACAGUGCUGAGCGUCCUUAUUAUCGGCCUCACGUCAACGUGGUAAGCCACGAUGCUUCGCGCUACGAACCCCGUCCACGCGCGAAGCCUCCGGCAUCAAGCGGUCUUGAGAGAUACAAUCGUGCGGCAGCGGCAGGCGCAUACGAUCGUCCUUCGGUUACCAUGCCGGCACCACCUGCUGUUCCUCCGCCGCCGCCCAUUGAUACCUCGCGCCGGCCUGCCCUACUUGAGGCACCGAGAAGCCCCUCGAGCGAGAACAGGACCACGCGACCACGUCCUGUGUCACUUUACCAGGAUGGCCCUACCCGCCCCAUACAUACCGAUGAUAUCUACCGUUCCCGCGAUGACGAGCGGGUGGGCAAAGACCGCCGCGAGCGGGAUGAUGGCUAUCGUGAUGACAAUGUUACAGCCCGUGGGUUUGGAAUACGUACAGAUACCCUCGAUCGCACCCACCCUGUUCAAGCCUACGAUGAGCGUCGUCCACGUCACGAGAUAGCUGAUCGUGAAUUGAAACGUCUCCCAGACGAGCCACCGGCCCAUCUUCGUCCACAUGACCGAGAUGCCGCUGAUGAUUAUAGAUCCCGUACUGAAGAGAGCCGGGAUCGCAGAGAAGAUCGACAUCGAAGAGAUGGUGUUGGCCGGCGCGAGAGUGUAAGUCGUACACGAGAUAAAAUCACAGCUGGCCUCAAAGGGGCCGCCGCCGCCAAUGUCUCCCCAAGACGACGAACUUCUGAUGAAGGAAGAGACUAUGACUCUCGUGCCAAUGAAGCAAGUAGGCCUAAGGAAACGGAACCCACAGAAAGAAAACCUUCUCCGAGGGCUGACACGGUCACUUAUGAACAACGAAGGGAACCACGACGGGAACGCGCAGAAUCCGUUUCAGGCUCUAAGGAUCGAGAAGUCAUUGCCAACAUCGACCGAGAUCCGGAACGUGAAUCUCCACGUAACCGCGAUCACGGCUAUGAGAAGGAACGUGAGGGAGAGCGUAGCCGCGUCGACGAGAGAGACCAACGCGAUCGUCCACGACACAGCGGCGAUGCUAGGCCCAAUGGAUCAUCUGACAAACGAGAGGCUUCACCGGACGAUGUUUCCAACACUGGACGACGGCGACAACGGCCGGUCUCGGCCUUUGACCCUACAGACACUAAAGGAUUGAUUGACCUGAAGGCUGAAUUAGCCGCGAUGGAUGGUCAGAGCAAUGGGACGAAAAAGGCUGAUGAACCAAAUGCACCAUCCUCUGUAGAGACGAUAUCAGCCCGAGCUGCGACGGGAACUAACAGCUCCGAUAAAGGGGAUGAAUCUGAUUCUCGUGGCCGCGAGGUAGUUCCCAUGCGGGAUGAAAAGCAGGUACGCGUCGUGUCUCCUCCACGAGACAAGACCGAAGCCAAACCAAUCAAGGGUAUCCUUAAGACACCUAGUGCCAAAUUUCCGGAAGACUCGAACCCUAUUCGUGAGGGUGUGGCGCCACACAAAGAUGAUAAGACCAAGAAGGACGUCCCAGCCGGGGCCCGAUGGACCAAGAUCAGCAGGAAGAAGGUCAACCCCGAAGCUCUCACUAUCGGAAAAGAGCGAUUUGAGGUCCGCGAUGACUUUGUUAUUGUGCUACGAGUUCUGAAUAAAGAGGAGAUUCAGGCUUAUGCUACUGCAACUGCACAAAUAAGAGAGAUGCGAAGGAAGGAGUUUGAGAGAGAAUCGCGACAAGAGCGUCACUCGGACGAAGAGCAAACCCGUUCCGAUGAGGAACGACAAAGACGACAUAGACACCGCCAAGAGAAGGAAGAAGAAGAAUACCGAAGAGGACGAGCAGCAGACGACAAGCACAGACGACACAAGUAUGACGACGAUAGCGAGACUCGACCGAAGACUAUUGAAUAUCAUUCGGGCCAGCCGCAACAUCAUCAUCGCCAUUACGAAUCUAGUGCAGAGGACCGCCGGUAAAGGCGGAAUUAUCUCAUUCUCUCAAUGAAUGCUAUAACUUACUUACUCCUUUUCUUUUGUUCAUGGCGCUGCUUUUUUUUCCCCCUUUUCUUCUGUGUUUGGAUUCAUGGUUGCGAGACAUCUUCUGAUUGCCCAAUUUUAUAGAGAGAUACCAAAGCAUGUAUGACAAAAGCAGUGUUUACUAAGAUCAUGUAUACACCUGUCCGUGGGACGAAACUUAUUAUAUCGAUA
Molecule: messenger RNA, 2916 nt
Organism: Xylaria bambusicola
Lineage: Eukaryota; Fungi; Ascomycota; Sordariomycetes; Xylariales; Xylariaceae
Exons: 5
Coding region: 1-2685 (894 amino acids)
Source: RefSeq, a predicted model, not a curated record